AUGGCGAACCUGAGUUUGCUCUGCCUCUUGGUGUCACUGCUUCACCUGGCUCCUCUCCAGGCCUGCAAAGUAGGGAAUAAGGAGGAAUGUGACAGAGCCCCUUUUGUUCCUAGUCACAGUCUCGUUGGUGAGGGUUUUAAUGUGGUGACGCUUCAGCGCAAAGGUGCUUACGUUGUUGACAUGCAGACCUAUCUUACCCCUACCAACACCUGUACACUGUGUACCAACCCUCUCAUGGGAGACCAACAGCAGAAACUGCCCUUGUCUGUGCUGGACUGGCGAGCCUUCAGUACUUGCAGUCAAAGUCUGUCCAGUUCUGUGUUUAGCUCUGUUAGUUCUCUUACGGAAAGCUCCACCUCGUCCAUUGAGAAUGACUGGAAGGUCGGCAUGGGUGUGUCUGGAGUUGCUAAUGCGCAGCUAGCGGGUAGUCAAUCAGCCGAGUCCAAGUUUGCCUUGCACAGCUACCGUGUCCCCAGCGCACCACCCCUGAAUCCAGAGUUUCAGCAACAUGUCGACUCCCUCCCCCACGAAUACUCUAUAAACACUGCCUACCUGUACCAGCGCUUUAUCAAUACCUACGGCACUCACUACAUCCAGCAGGUGAAUCUUGGUGGGAGGUUUAAAAAGGUAACGUCUGUCCGCACUUGCUUGUCCACUUUAAACAAGAUCUCUGCUACCCAGGUGGAGAACUGCCUGAGGGUAGGUAUCUCAGUGGGUCUUGGUCUAGUUGACGCCUCUACAUCCAGUGGCAGCUGCAGAAAAGUGCUAAACAACCAGGACAGUGUGACAGGGUACAAUCUGGGAUUUCUGAACGACAUCACCAUGGUGUCGGGCGGAGAUGGGUGGCCAGGUGUCUUUUCCAUGACCCGGAAUGACUCGGACGGCUUCCACAGGUGGCUCGGCAGCAUCAAGCAGAACCCCGAGAUCGUGUCCUAUACUCUCUUCCCCAUCCACGAGCUGGUGAGCAACACCACUGUGAGGGGUCACCUCCAGCAGGAGGUCAGGAAGUACAUCUUAGACAAUGGCGUGGCAAAAAAGCCCAAUCCCCAAUCGUGUGGCUGGAAUCGGCCCAACCUCUCCCCAGAUUGCUGUCCGCUGGGCACAUACAGGGGCCGGCUCAGUGUGUCGGUGCUCAGGGCCUGGGAUCUAAAGGGAGACAUAACGGGGCGUACCGAGGGCUACGUUAGAUUCUGCUUCCACAUGGCGAACCUGGGUGUGCUCUGCCUCUUGGUAUCACUGCUUCACCUGGCUCCUCUCCAGGCCUGCAGAGUAGGGAAAAAGAAGGAAUGUGACAGAGCCCCUUUUGUUCCUGGACACAACCUGGUUGGUGAGGGUUUUGAUGUGGUGACGCUUCAGCGCAAAGGUGCUUACGUUACUGACUUGCAGACCUACCUUACCCCUACCAACACCUGUACCCUGUGUUCCAACCGUCUCAUGGGGAACCAGGUGCAGAAAGUGCCUCUGACCGUGCUGGACUGGAGACCCACACGUUCUUGUAAGCAGAGUCUGUCCAGUUUCUUUUUUAACUCUGUUAGCUCACUGUUAGCAAGCUCCUCCUCAUCCAUUACAAAUGACUGGAAGGUGGGCCUGGAUCUACAAAGAGUUGCUGACUUGCAGUUGGCGGGUAGUCAGUCUGCCGAGUUCAUUUUUGCCUCCUCUCAACAACAAGAAGACAAAACUUCGUUCAUCUCCAGGUUUCGGGUGGAAACAGCUGGUCAGGGGUAUUUUCCAUGACCCAAAAUGACUCCGAGGGGUUCCAUAGAUGGCUGAGUAGUAUCAAGGAGACACCAGAAAUCGUGUCCUACUCCAUAGGUCCGAUCCAUUGCCUGGUGAAGAGCAAAACUGUGAAAAGUCAUCUUCAGAAGGAGAUCAAAGCAUAUGUUCAAAAUAAUGGACUGGCAAAACAGCCGGAACGACAAAGAUGUCGCUUCGUCCAUCCCAACCUCUCUCCAGACUGCUGCCCCCUGCGCACACACAGAGGAUUGCUCAAGGUGACGGUGAUUAGGGCCCGGGGUCUCUAUGGGGACCCAGUGGGACCUCCAGACCCCUACGUUAAAGUCCUCUAUGGUGGCGUCGAGCAAACGACAAGAUGGAUUGAGUCUCAUAACCCAAAAUGGUAUGCAGAAUUUAACUAUGGACAUGUUGACACAACAAAAUCCACUUGGCUUGGGUUCGAGGUUUGGGACAAAGAUGUGUGGUAUGAUGAUCUCUUAGGACGUUGUGGAGUAUCCAUACAAGGAGGAAGUUAUUACCAUGACUGCAGGAUAGACCAAGGUGUUUUCUCAUAUUCAUACAGCCUUCAAUGUGAUCGACAUCUGAUUGGCCCUGAGUGUAACAUGUACUCGCCCGUUCCAUGAAAUGGACAGAUUCUUUUUCAUUUGUUUUUAGUCUUGUCAGUCAUGUAAUCAUUUAGUCAUGCUUUAUGAGAGAUUUUUAUUUAAUUUCAUGUAUGCUUCACAAACACACACCUCAGCACGUUAGUCCACCUUUACUGCUAAAUGCAAUGCAACCACCAAUCUAAGACAAUAUAAACUGUGUCUGUUUUGAACUGAAACUAACCUUAAAGCCCCAACUGUUCACUUGUCAACAUGUCAGUAAAAAUAGAUGUAGUUGGCUGAUAAACAUUAUUUGAACAGGGUCAUGAGAUUCGGGGAAAAAAUGGUUAUUGUAGUGGUGUCUGUAUUAUAACAAUUUGAAAGUAUCCAUGGUAAAGUUCAUAAAGUCUGCCCAUAUAGUAAAUGUGUAAGAUGUUCUGCCUCUUCAGUUCUGAAUAUUUACAGUUUUUUUCAAUCGCUAUCAAGCGUUUGUCCAUUCAUUUGACACAUUUUCAAAACUCUAAACACAGACUCCCACCUACAAAACACAAUUGGCCGAAUGGAUCAUGUUCCUCUCAAAAGCACAUUCCAUGUACACCACAUUUUGUUACAUAUAAACUCGUCAUUUCUCUGCACACACUAACUUUACCAAAACACUGGAAACCUGACUCAAAAUGUUAUUUUGUCAAAGAAUGAAGCUUGUUUUCACUUCACAAGAUACAUGCAGUCAAUCAGAGUACACUAGGUUUCAAAAUACUGGCUACUGUUGACAUUAAAAAAAACUGCAUAGACUUUUAUGUUUCAGUUUUACAGGUAUUUGCAUGCAAAACAUGCAAUCCAGCAUUUUUACACAACAUUUCUUGGUUGGGAACUGUAUGUCCAGAUGUAAUGUUCAGAUUCAAAUACAUUCCAGUAAAAAGCAAAUCUUUUUAUUUUUUUUUUACUGUUCACUAGGCCUACAGGAGGUGCAGUAUAAAUACUGUUUACAGUAGACUAUGAUAGAACAGAAAACGUUUUACAGCAUUGCAGUGAACAAAAUAUCCAUGAAACACAAGAGCAUUCUGAACAAAAAACAACAGCAAAAAGCCCGGAUAAAAAGGGGGUGAACAAAAAAAAGCACAAUAUUACAGUUUUUUUCAAUCGCUAACAAGCGUUUGUCCAUUCAUUUGACACAUUUUCAAAACUCUAAACACAGUUAGCACAACGUCAGCCAUACCAUUCACACAUUUCAUGUCGUUUUCACACAGUAUGCAGUCAGUGAAUACAUUUCCACAAUGCUUACAUUUUCUUAACAGACAAGAUAUACAGUACCUCUUAACAAAAUUAUGGAUCGUUUUUCUAUUAUUUACGAAUGUUAACACACAGUGUUGCAUUCGAGGUAAAAAUGUAAUGUAAGCCAACAGUUUCUUUUCUGAAAGCUGUAACAUUAACAGGGAUUCCUGAAGCAGUCUCUGAAACCAUUACAGUUUUUCCAAUCGUUUACACACAAUUUUGAAAACGGGGCUCUUUUUGUCUAAACACAUCACACAAUUAACCAAACACAACACCCAAUCAGCAGAACAUAACAGAUUGUUUGCUAAAUUAAAUAUUUCUGUCAAAACAAUAAACACAUUGAUAAAACCUUAUACUGUUCUCAUAUCACUAACACAUUCUUUGAAUGAUUCUACAUUGUCGCUAUCUUAUACACACCAACACAAUAAAUUCAAAACACAUCUGUAAAAACCCUCUUCAAAUACAGUAUAUGGAUGUUAUUCAGACAUAUUGUUUGAGAGCAUUAGGAUAAUUUAGAUGACAAAAAUAUUUUGAUGAACCCUCAUCCAGCAAUGCACAAAACUGAUGCUGCAGACAAUAUUUCUUUCUUUCACUGUACCAUAUGUUCAGUUACAGUGGCAAGUCAAUCAACAGAAAAUGGCAAAAUUAUAGUUCUUACUACUGUAAAGUGUAGAAAAAUCAAAAUUUGUACACAAAUAAAAAGUACUGUACACUUACAGUCACGGAAGAAAAACUAAAGCAACAAUACAAACAAGUAACAACAAUACGUAAUACUCUAAUCAUCUCUCUGUCUAGCUGGAUCAAGCCAUAAGAGUUCAUCCACAUCACAGGCUAUGGGUGCCUCUCAUUUGGGCUUUUAUGCAUCCUCCCUCGCUCCUCAGGCCUCGAUCCUCACUGAUCAACAUAAAGAAUAAUGAGGCGAAAACAAUGGGAUAGUGUUAGCUAUAGGUCAGUGGGAACGCCCCUCGAGGAUUGAGCAUAACAGUGCUGCGUUUUCAAUUUUGCACAUGUGUGCUUACACACCUGGUGGAUGUGAUUAUUCAAUUUGUUAAUUAGUGUGGUCAUUGGCAAGCCAGCCUAAAACAAUCUUUAUCUGUGUCUAAGGUGUUAAAAUGUGUUUUACGUUUUGACAUUCACUGUGUGUAAUGUUUUGCAAAAAGUGUGAAGCUGAAUUUGUGCUUAAUGUUGUACUGCUCUGCGCAGGAGUUUUGCUUCUUAAGUGUUAAGUAUUGUUACCUGUCUGAUAACCUUAAUUUUAGUGUGUAUACGAUUGGAAAAAACUGUAACACUCCUGUGCCAAACUGAAUGCACACUAUUUGCAAUUUACACUCCUUAAAGCUGCCCAUUCUUUGCACCCAACUGCUAUGGAUGUUUUUCAGCCUGCUUUAGUCCACAUUAUAAGGGGUUGAUAAGGGCUUAUAAGGUUGAUCACUGAUCUCCCAUGCUCACAUCCACGGCUGAAGUGCAGGCAGCUCACUGCUCCGUAUAGGCUAUGUGCUUCACCUCACUAUGUGUGUCUUUCACUAAUUCACAGAUUGGGCUAAAUGCAGAGACCAAAUUUCCCUCACAGGAUUAAAAAAGUGUACUUAGUGAUAUGAAUUCCAUAAUUGACAUCAUUUUUGCUUCAUAUCACUACUAACGCUUUGGACAUAUAGCCCUUCUAGCAUUCUAUGUAGUACUGUAUGUACCCAAUAAACUGUGCAGCCACAGACUUUCUUCAUGUUUAUCCACUUUCAAUU
Molecule: messenger RNA, 5326 nt
Organism: Sardina pilchardus (European sardine)
Lineage: Eukaryota; Metazoa; Chordata; Actinopteri; Clupeiformes; Clupeidae
Product: perforin-1-like
Biological process (GO): immunological synapse formation; T cell mediated cytotoxicity; defense response to virus
Cellular component (GO): membrane
Molecular function (GO): wide pore channel activity
Source: RefSeq, a predicted model, not a curated record